GUGACGGAUCGCCAUUUUAUAUCAACAUAGGCCGAAACGAACUGUUGGUGAAUCUAGCAGUUGCCCGUAGUCAGCUAAACGGCUGUUUGAAGUGACUAAGUAUCGGGUGUUGAAGAUUUGAUGGCUGCUGUGUGUUCAAAUGCCAUUCCUUCCUAGCAAGAAAAGAGGUUGUUUAUCAGGACAACAUUAAAGUGAUUGAGCUGUGUAAAUAUUAGCAUGAUUACAAGGUUUUGUAGCUUUCAGUUUAUUCUAACAACAUUUAUUUGAGAACAGAAAAGUGUGUAGUGUAUUCAAGGCUCAAGCUGAAUCAUUUAAGAGUCUUCACCUUUCAGCAUUGUCCAUUGGCAAUUCCCACAGAAAACUAAAAGGAAAACAUUAGUCAGCCAGUUCAGGUGUGGCUAACUGUGACAUUCAGAAUAAGCAAAUAAUGGCUGACGAAGCAGGUGUAUUCCUUCCAGCUGAGAUGUGCUAUGGAGGAGUUGAUCUACACAAAGAUCUUGCAGAAUGUAUGAAGAAUCCAGGUCACGAAGGUUUUAUACCUCAUAAAGAUUUCAACAAAAUGUGUCUUCCCUCAAGUUACCAUGACGACGACCUGAUCAAAUUACCUGAUAGGCCUACAGAUCUGGCUUGCUGUGAAAGUCAAAAUAAGAAUAAAAUCAAUGACCAACCAGGUGUGUUUUGUCCAGGAAAUCAUGAAGCUGAGAUGUGCUAUGGAGGAGAAGCUGAUCUACACAAACAUGUUGCUGGCUGUAAGAAGAAUCCAGGUCACAAAGGUUUUAUACCUCUUAAAGAUUUCAACGCAAGUUGUCUCCCCUCACGUUACCAUGACGACGACCUCUUGUCUGAGACAAUCAAAACAUUGGCAGCCCUAACUGUCCAGGUAAAGACUAAAUUCACCAGUCUAGAGAGACCAAAGUUUUACCCAGACACUCAAGUUCCAUAUCCAUGUUAUAAGGACAGAGGACGUCGCGUGAUGAGGUUAGGGACGGGGAGGGUGUGGCAAGUGGACAAGUUAACAGAGAAACACAGAAGAACUUGUCGUUGUGCCAAGUGUAAAGUGUCUGCCACACCCAGCAAAGUGUGGGGGAAGUUUCAUGUGUUGACAGCCACACACGUGGUGUUUGAUGACAGUGAGGUGAGACAGACCAAGUGUGUUUUAGGUUUUGAUGACAAUAAAAGUCCAGGGGUCAGUCUUGAUGGUUUGUGGGUGGACAGUAGGCCAGACACUGAGAGAGAUGUGUGUGAGUUUACAUGUGAGACAUGUGACUUAGAGUUGGUUGAUGAACUGGACAAGAUGUUGCGGCGCUUUAAAGGUCUAUGUGAGAAAGUAAGGGACAAAUACGGGAGAUUUUAUUAUGUGGACAAGUUGACCAUUAUAGUGUCACAUCCUCAUGGCUGUCCUAAACAAGUCUCUGUAGGACAAUGGACACACAGACAGGAGAGGGAUGGCUACAAGACCAGGUACUGGUACACAACAUGUACAUGUCCAGGCUCCAGUGGAGCGCAUGUCUACAGGCUGGGAAAUGACGGGUGGUAUCGCCAUCCCCACAGUGGAUCAAGCCCCGAAGGAAAUUAUAGUGGGGAGCAUUGGGGCUGAUGUAACUGUUAGUUCUCUCCCCUUGUCUACACAAUGUAAACAAACAAAAUGGCGGAACCUUUCCCGUCUUUGAACAGUUUGUGUUAAGACCUGCAUGUCUUAUCAACGUUUUAUUACAUUUAAAUGAUUAAAACAAAUGUUUUAAUUGAUGUAAACCGUUUAAUCGUAUUCGUUUGCAUGUACAUUGAUGGGUUUUAGAGUUUUUUUGUUUCAAGUGUUGUAAAUAUUUUUCUAAUAACUUUUGUCGGCAAUCGUUGUCCUAUACCUAUAGGCAUAGGCUGGCUAUUACCUGUAAAUUAAAUGUAACCUACCUUUAUAAAUGUCAUAUUCAUACUGUUUUUAUUUGUUUACAAAAUGUUCACACUAGACGACAUUAAAUGGUAAAAUGAAAUAUC
Physella acuta is the source of this 1992-nucleotide messenger RNA. RefSeq lists its product as uncharacterized. The record is from RefSeq and is a predicted model, not a curated record. Lineage: Eukaryota; Metazoa; Mollusca; Gastropoda; Physidae.